CUGUGUGGAUGGUCAUUUGAAGAUCUCAAGUUUGCCACGAUUAUAUCACCUCAAGCUUUGGGAAAGAUAAUUCCAGAGACCUGCAAGGCUAUAUACAAGGCUCUAAAAGACGAAUAUUUGAAGUUCCCAACCUCUUCAGUAGAAUGGCAGAAUAUUGCAAAGGAUUUUGAAUCAAUGUGGAACUUCCCCAAUUGUGGUGGUGCCUUGGAUGGUAGGCAUGUGGCUAUUGUUAAACCUGCCAAUGAAGGGUCAUACUACUUCAACUACAAGGGAUACCAUAGUGUUGUUUUGCUGGGACUUGUAGAUGCCAACCUGACUUUUAUUAUGGCCGACGUAGGAUGUAAUGGAAGAGUUUCAGAUGGAGGUGGAAUAGAAGAGACAACGUUUUACAGAACAUUGAAGAAUGGCGCACUUGCCCUUCCGAAAAAUGAUGAUACCGUGGGGAAUAUGAACUUCGUUUUUGUUGCAGAUGAGGCUUUUGCGCUGAGGGAAAACAUUUUGAAACCUUUCCCCUGUAAAGACCUGACCCAUGAAAAACAAAUUUUCAAUUACAGAUUAUCCCGCGCACGACGAUGUGCAGAAAACGCAUUUGGAGUGCUUGCAGCACGUUUUCGUAUUUUUCAUACAACGAUUAAUAUGCAGCCAUUGAAAGUGAAUGACAUUGUGAUGGCUUGUGUUGUUCUACACAACUUUCUUAGAAGGAACCAUGGAACCCAGUAUACUCCAGGUUCAAUGCUGGACAGAGAAGAUUUAGAAGACACAGAUGUUGUUGAAGGUGACUGGAGGAAUGAGCAACCUGAAGGACAUUUUGAUAUGAUUUGCAGUGUGCGCCAGGUGACUCCUGCUACGGAAGUGUCUGCCAGUCGAGAUAAGUAUGUUGAAUACUUCAAUGGGCCAGGAAAGGUACCAUUUCAAAACAGAAUGGUGGGCAACAGAUUAGUCCGGUAGCAUCUUUGGCUGCACAGUAGCUUACAUUAGCUUAUUUCAGCUGAUAGUUUCAAAAUAAAUUUUGAGAGAUCCUUAAAUCGUGUGCUUUACUUUAUACAGCCUACCCUAUUUAAAUAGCUCUGUCAAGCUAGUCGCAGCCCCUUAUAUGAACCUACUUCCUGUGUUUUAACAGAUUCUCAUUACACUUCUAAAAACUGUCAAAAACUCCGGGCUUAUGAAUGUUUUGUUACACAUGGAAGCCGACAUGGUUCCUCCGUAGUACCACAACUCAUCACACUGUCUGUUCGUGUGGCAUGUAGAUACACGAGUCUGGCUCGGGACCGCCCACACACAUACGUAGCUGAUUCCAAAAGUAAGGUCUCCAAAGCGCUGGGUAAUUUUUCGUGUGGCUAUUGGCAACCCUGUUGCAUUUGUUGCUUCCCCCACUCCCUCCACUACCACCAAGCAUGCGCGCACAUAGCUAGGACGCUCAGUCUUGGCACGGUUGCCGUU
This is a messenger RNA of Cryptotermes secundus, 1440 nucleotides long. RefSeq lists its product as uncharacterized. The record is from RefSeq and is a predicted model, not a curated record. NCBI's taxonomy places the organism in Eukaryota, Metazoa, Arthropoda, Insecta, Blattodea, Kalotermitidae. The transcript is spliced from 3 exons. The coding region runs from base 175 to 948 and encodes 257 amino acids.